Oryzias latipes (Japanese medaka) is the source of this 8962-nucleotide messenger RNA. RefSeq names its product nucleoporin SEH1. Gene Ontology annotation, molecular function: protein kinase binding; structural molecule activity. Lineage: Eukaryota; Metazoa; Chordata; Actinopteri; Beloniformes; Adrianichthyidae. Gene Ontology annotation, cellular component: centriole; nuclear pore outer ring; pericentriolar material. Gene Ontology annotation, biological process: positive regulation of TORC1 signaling; cellular response to amino acid starvation; centrosome cycle. The record is from RefSeq and is a predicted model, not a curated record.
UAAUUGGCGCUUCUGUCUGUUUUAAUGUUGUUCGUAUUGAGGAGAAGUUGAUGGAGGUGUGACUCUUGUCUGAAAGGUUCAGGAGGAGAAGCCUCGAGUCUGAGAGGACGCUGCUCUUAGUUUCUCCUGCAUUCCCCAACAUGUGCUGAGCCGCUGGAACAUGGCUGACCCAGGUCCUCACGGGCUGGACGACGAAGCCUUCCCCGGGUUCCUCGCCCAGUCUCUGGACGGCUCCGGCGGCCGGCCCACCCUGGGCAACGUGAGCCUGGGCUCGGGCCCGGGUCUGCCCGUGGCCGCCUCCACGGUGGCUAAAGUUAGAGCGGGCUGCGGCAACAGGUGCGAGGAGGACAGAGGACAAGAGGAGCCGUCGUUCCUGGGGGGCAGAGAGCUGCAGGAUGCUGGCUCACAUUCAUCCAUGGAGGAUCAGCCCAGGUUCGCCCUGAGCUUCAAAGACGAUCUGGACACAGCUGCAGAUUUCAUUGCUGCUCACCGCCUCUCAGAUGUGCUGCUGAAGGUCAGUCUGGAUGAGACCAAACGCUCCACGCUGGGCCUCGGAGCCGUGCAGGCUGGUGGCGAGUGUGGAUGGCCUACAGAACUCCGAACAGCAGAUUUGUCCACAGGGCUUCUGACAAUGACCCAGUUUGGACAGAAGGAUGGGGCAGACACAAAGCGUCCCUCUUUUGGUGGGCCGGCUGCCACGAUGGCGGUUGACCCUGUGCAGAGUGAAGGGGUCGACAGUGACUGUUUCAGCAGUAACUCCAGCUUCCUUGCUAAUGAAAAGCUCAUGUCUGUGGACAGCUUAAGCAGCAAUGAAACAGAUGAUGAUGUCGACCUGAACAACCUGCCUGAAGACGAGCUGGAGGUUUACUUCAAUCAACUGAUUCCUCUUUCCAUGCAGAGAGGCAGAGUGGAGGGUCAGGAGAUCCCUGUUGCUGGAGGCGUUGGUGCUGCCGCAGAUGAAUCUGAUUCCAGCUCUGUGGAGGGAGAACAAUACAGACAUCCGUUUGUUGACGGUCACGAUCAAGACUUCCAGAUGCCCAACGUGCGCCUGGCUGCUACAGGUAUGGACUCCUGUCCAGCAAGCGAUGAAGACACUGAUGAUGAGCUGGAAUCUGCUAGAAGGAGCGGUAGUUCCUCCAGGGCCCGGCUGCUUCCCAGCACAUCCCGACAGCUGGUCGGAGAAAGUCACCGUCCGAGUUUCAGGCCGGGUCUGGAAGGAGGCAGCUCUGAUGAGGAGGCUUCCUCUGGACGCGCUGCUCCGUCCCUGUCUGCCAUUGAGCACAGAAGAUCUGCUGAAGGUCAGGUCAUCAACCCCCCCAUGACAGGGAAUGGAGGAGGUGGAGACGGCAGCAGUGGUAGUGAGGAAAGCGGAAAUGAUGGUGGAGUGUCCACCGUCCCGCUCAGUGGUGUGCAGACCACCUACGAUGCCUUUCGGGGUUUGGGUAUUGUGGGCGGCGGUCCCGCUGGUGGAGAUGAGAAUGCUGUUCUGAACCGACAUGCACAGAUGGGUGACCGCGUGGGCCCUGUGGGAACUGGUGAGGCAAGCUCAUCUGGGGGCUCAGAGAGACGGUCUGUCAGUGUAAGCGGGGCAGACCAACAGGAGGCGCUGGUUCUGACCCCUGAUCACGGUGACUUUGAAGAUGAGGGGGUUGAUGAGCCUGAUGGUGCCAGGCCCUCCUUAGGCUCGAGGGGGGGGGCACGUGGUGUCACUGUGGAAACCUCUGCUACAGCCUCUGAUGGUACGAGUGAGGACGAUGGUGCCCCGCCUUCCACUUCCCUGGAGCCUAAAUAUUUCUCCCAGAGUUUCAUAGAGGAUCAGGAGGAGUCCGAUGAAUGUUGGAGUCAUUGCCCAGACGACCUGGAGCUGGAGUUUCAGCAGGGAGCCAAUGCCACUCAUGACAUCGUUUACCAGAAUGAAGAGGGCCAGUGGGUCACAGAUCUGGCAUAUUACUCCUGUUUGAAGAAGGAAGCUGAUGGGGAGAUGUUGGAGAACUCGGAUCUGUUUCAGUCUGAAGACUUCCUACCUGCCAGCGCCGCUCUGGAGAAGAUAGGGAAGGAUGAAGAAGAGUUUGAGAAGGAGCAUCAGUUUAUGCAGGAGGAGCAGAUUGGAGCUGCCGGCAGCAACAGCACCUUUCAUGGCGACUCCUCCUGGAGGAUUCCCCCCACCAGCCACAUCCACAUGAGGGCGUCUCAGGUCUCCUCAGACUUCCAGCAGACGGAUGAAAGCUACCUUCGGCUGUCUUUGGGACAGUUUUUUGGCCAGCGCUCUGAAGCUAUGGGCUGUCUGGGCAGUGAUGAUGUGGAUAAUGUGAAACGGCCGUCGUUUGGCUACAUCAUUACAUCUCCAGAGAAGAGGGAACCGUUUGCGCUGAUUUCGCCCUCUGAGCUGCGGUCCGCAGGCGGCUCGCCUCACAGUGACGACGAAGAUAGAACCCUCAACCCAGAUGAGCUGGACAACACCCUCAAUGCCCACAAAGAAAGGAUCUCACUGCAGGAAGCAGCAGAACCUGCUGAGCAUGAGGUCACACCUGCAUUAGCUGAAGACGGGCGGGGAUCAGGUGCUGUACCAAGUCCGGGCAACCAAAGCUGUGCCUCCCCUGGAAAUGAGGGCAGUCUGCAAAUGCUUAGCAUCAGCACCAUCGCCUCAGCAAUCACCAAUGCAUCCAUAAGCACUGACCCAUCCCAGCUGGCCGCUAUGAUCCUGGAUCUGUCCAAGAGGAGCAGGACGAAACGUCUACCGGUGUCUGCUGGCAGCAGCUCAGAGGACUGCUCUGCAGCUCAGCAUAUCCUGUCUGAGGCAGAUCAGAGAGCCUUCAUGGAGACUCUGCAGGGGAGCAUCUGUGUUGGAGACUUGACUGAAUUUGACAUAGAGAAAUAUCUGAAGAACACGAAUGUUUCUGCCAGCAGCGAUUCCUCUGAUGCACAGACCACUUUGGACCCGAGUGUGUGGUCCCAGUGUCUGAGCAGCUCCCAGAAGAACCUUCUGGUAGGACGUCCCACCAAACAGCACAGCGGGAGCCAACAGACACUUUCAAAUGCUAAACCUGCAGACAGGAAGAAGAGGGCAGAUGCCAGCUCCAGACCCUCUUCAGUGCUACUGUCUGAUGAACUGCCAUCAGCAAACAGGGGGGACCCCAAAAGAAGCGUUGGACCUCUGGCUUCUCUCAGACACUCUCCAUCCAAACUGGGUUAUCCUGCAGACCUAUGGACUUGUGGCUCCGCUGACCUAACGCCAGCGGGAACCUUAGAAUCUGAAAACAAAAGCCCUAAAAGGACAUUUUCAGAAAGCCCACAUCAGAGGGAAACAAGUUUGCCUGAAUCUCACCCAAACUGGAAGAAAGGAGAGCCGGGCCAUUCUCUUCCUCAAGGUUCUCCUUGCUCGACCCAGCAGAUUCCAGGUAGAUCCAGGGAUUCACCAGAGGAGAAACAUGCAGCCAGUCUUGCUGCUGCGGCGGUCCCACAAACCUCUGCGGAGGAACAUGGAAGCUGCUCUGCACAAAAGCCUCCAGCUGAACUGGCCAAAGGCUUUUCUGAGCAGAGAGUGGAGGAAUCUCAGUGUAACUUCAGACCAUCCACCUCUCCUCUCACCCACUCCUCCCCCAGUCAGACCUCCAUUCCCAAUGCUGACAGCAUGACUUCUCCUCCAGCCAAAAGAGGUCCUGCAGAGAGACAGCCUGACCUGUCUCCCCAGUCUGUCUGCUCCAGUCCCAGCCUCAGCAGGCUCACAUACAUCUCAGUGAAUGACAGCACAGCUGAACCAACUCCAGAGAAGAAGAAUAACUCCACCAUGGCGCUGAGUACCACCAUCGUCAGGUCCAGCCCCACUCCUCCUUUGGAGCCUGAAACGCACCCCGACCUGAACCCCCCUGGCGUCGACAACAUCCAGCCGCAGCAUUCCAAAAGUCUGGACCCCCUACCUGCACAGCAGCACAGAGGUGCAGAGCCCCCCCGUUCUGCCUCCGUUCUGAGCUGCACCCGCAGCCAGAGCGAGUGCAGCUGCCGCCGUGCUGCCGACAGCUCCACGGGCUGCAGGAGCCACAAGCACCCCCCAGACUCCAACGCCGGGCAGCUCACUAAGGUGGACUCAGGCUACUGCAGCAAUCUGAACGUUCAGCAGAGCAGCAGCUCUGGAGCUCCUCUGAGCUUCCAGCAGUGGCCAGCGUCCGUGCCGGCGUUGGCGUGCGCUGAUGCACUGGGUUUACCUCCUUCCUAUACUGCAGAAGGCCUGCAUUAUGUGCCCAUUCCCAGCUUCAAGCCCCAGUUUCCUGGGAUGGUUGAGCAUUCCCACAAAGCAGAUCUUCAGUCUCUUCUCUCUGGACGCUCCCUCUUAAGCUCCCAGCUGUCUCAGCACUUUUUAAGAGCUGGACCUGGUGCUUUUCCUGUGGGCCCGGCAGGAAACCCUCUCUACAGCAUUCCUUCUACAGGCAUUCAGAACAGUGAUGGCCUCAGAGGUGCUCCUCACCUAUCUACCAUUCAUGCUACUGCUGGUCCUGCCGGCACUGGGGGGCAGCAGGAACUGGGAAUGAUGGGAAAACCGUGCAGUCAGUUCAGGAGAGAGCUUCCCGCAGAAAGUAGCCUUGAGGAGUUGAGAGGUCAAGUGGUGGUUCCAGAGGAGCUUCGCUUCCCUUACGCCUGCUGUGUGGGCAUCGCCGCACAAACCUCCCUCAGCCUCUUCAACCCCUCAGAGAGAUGGCAGCAGGUGUCCAUCACUGUGUCGAGCCUGGCCAUCGAUGGACAGAAGGUGGACAGCCUGCCGUACCAGUGGUUGAUGGUGAAGAACAAGACUAUUAUUGCCCCAAAGACCACAGAGGAGCAGAAGGUGCUGUUCAUCCCACCUCGAGCUGGUGUCUACCAGAGUGUGCUCCGGGUUUGCUCCUGGCCUGUUUCUGCUGACGUGGAGCUGGCCGCGCGAGCAAACAUCUUUGCCCAGAGUGUGUUGCUUGUGGCCGAAGCAGAGAACCCCGUGAUUGAGGUUGAAACGAGUAACACUGGCAGUUUGGACUUUGGAGACCUGCCAGGAGGCAGCGCCAAGUCUCUGCCUCUGCGGUUGCUCAACAGAACUCGGGCCACGGUACCCAUCCGUCUGGUCAUAAGCGCGAAUGCCACAGCGUGGCGAUGCUUCAGCUUCUCCAAACACCCAUUGACCACGUCGUCCGAGCCGGCCCCCGGCCCCACCACCUCGCUGCCCGCUCCCUCAGUGAUGAACCAUGUGAUGCACGCCAGCUACAGAGAGAAUCUCGACAGUUUCAUGGUUUGGGUUCAUUUCAACUCGCCUCAGAAAUAUACGUCGUCUUCAGGGGAUCUUGGGCCGGCCCAGGAGUACUGUGCCCGUGUGGACAUCGAGGUUGACUCUCCUGGACCCAGUCAAGUGAUCAGAAGCAUCCCCCUUCAGGCCAGAUCUGGAACUGCAAGGGUACACGCUCCAAAAGGUUUACAGACUGUGCGGCUGUGUGCUCCGGCGGGCGACUGCAGGCAGCAGAUGCUGCCUUUAAAGAACGCUGGGAAUAUUGAUGUGCAGCUGAAACUGAAGCAGACCGGUGAGGAUGGCUUUACCGUGACGCCCGACGAGCUCUCUCUGAGGGUGGGGGAGGAGAAGAGCGUUGUUGUGACUUUCAAAGCACAACACGGCUGGAAAUAUAGAGAUGGGCUCCUCACUGUCCUGAUCCUGCCGUCAGGCCCCCAGUACGAGGUAACUCUGAAAGGAGAGGUCACCCCCUCUGCUCCCGCCCACGCCGCUGUGCUGACCACCAACGUCCCGCCAAUCCUCUCCAAUAAGCAGUUUGUGGCUUGGGGAGGGGUCACCCUGGGCCGAGCCGUCCAACAGAAGCUGGUGCUCAGGAACAACUCGCCAAAAGCCACGCAGCAGCUGCGCCUGCUCAUCCGUGGUCAGGACCAGGACUGCUUCCAGCUCCAGAGUCUGUUCAGCCCUGAAGAGCGCCUCACGCGACACGGAGAGCUGUCCAUCCACCCCAGAGAAGACGUGACCAUCCACCUGCUCUUUGCUCCCACCAGAGUGGCGUGCAUGCUGGCCAAGCUGGAGAUCAAGCAGUCGGGGGUCCGGGCCUCUCAGCCCGGGGUCAAAUUCACUAUUCCACUGUCUGGUUACGGCGGCACCAGCAACAUCAUCCUGGAGGAGCAGAGGAAGCAGGCGGACGGCUACGUGGCCACGCUGACAGACGUUGCGGCGGGUCAUGUCAGCAAAGUGUGUCUGAGUGUGAGGAACACCGGCUCCAGAGCGGCCUUCAUCAAAGCUGUGGCCUUCUCUGAUCUAACAACCAGAACGCCCAUGGAGCCCACUGUCCUGAGCCUGGCGCCCUCACAGUUUAUUCUGAAAGAGAGGACGCAGGAGGUAAUCACAGCUCUGAUGAAGUCCACCCAGAGGGAGCAGAGGCUGUCCCACUCUGACAACACCCCACUGGCCACAAUCUGUCUGUUUUGUGGAGAUGAAGUGUCCAGGCAGCAGUACAGGCGAUCCCUUCAGAGUCAGCUGGAAGCUGCAGGGAAAGUCCUGUCUGACAACAGUCUGCUGAGAAACAUCAACUUCAAUGAAACCUUCCUGGGAGAAGAGACGGUCUCAGAAACGUAUGACCUUCCUCAGCGGCCCAACGAGGCCCACCUCUUCUACAGCAGCAUGAGCAGGGUGCCGGUGUCGCUGCUGGGAAGACCACGCUGUGCAGAGGACAACCAGCCGCCCACCACACUGUGCUCCGGGGCGGAGAGCGGCGUGUCAAAUGUGUCUCUGGAUGUGCUGCCGGUGAAGGGCCCCCAGGGUCCGGCUCUGACCGUUUCUACUCCUGAGGUUUCCGAGCCCCCGGUGCCUGACGCCUGGACCAUCCACCCACAACAUCUCAUCCUGCCAGCCCCCACUAUCAAUGGACCACCAUCAACCCGGCAGGUUCAGAUCCAGAACAAGUCCUCCAGAGAGCUGAACUUUGACCUGUCCUGGCCGGCUCACUGCCUCACCGUCACUCCUCAGCACGGCCUCAUCCAGCCGCAGGGCCACUUGCAGAUUUUGAUCAGCCCCAACCCCUCGCUGGCCUCCAGAGCUGCCCUGCUGCCGUGGAGCGGGCAGAUCUAUGUGGGGAGUGGUGGUCAGCAGAAGUUCAUCAAGGUGCAAAUCCGGAAGGACCUGGCUCUGGAUGCUUCUGUGACUCCAGCAGAUAAGACUCUGUCAGCUUUGCUCGCACAGUCCGCCACCCCGGUGGCCCCGCCUAGCACGCAGUCCACGCUGACCUCACACUCAUCUCAGACGCACACCGCUCUGGUGGAAAUCCCAAACAAGACGGUGGUCUUUCCUGCUACUCUUACUGGAGAAACUACAGAGACCCAGCUGGAGGUGCAGAACAGAGAUGUGGAAGUGAGGUGGUACCUGUCAUCGUUUGCCCCCCCCUAUGUUAAGGGAGUGGAUGACUCUGAAGAUGUGUACAGAGCCACCUACACAGCGUUUAGAUGUUCUCGAGUGUCAGGAACGCUGGGAGCCCGCGAGAAAACACAGAUUCCUGUGACCUUCUUGCCCAGAGACAAAGGGGACUAUGUCCAGUUCUGGGACCUUGAGUGCCACCCUGUGUGCCAACCUCAACAGAAGACCACCAUUCGCUUCCAGCUCUCUGGCACGGGAGUGAAGCUUGGUGGCGGGGAAGGCCCACAGGAAGGAGACUGUUCUCUGGUGAAGACGGACGCCGCAGUGAAGAGCAGGAAAAGACCUGAAGCCUGCAGGAGCAGCCCGGAGGACGCGCUGCGGAGAGGAGUGUAUUCCCCACAGGAGCUGUACACUUUUCCAGACACGCGGGUGGGCGGGUCCAGCACACUGAAGGUCAACGUACGCAACAACUCACCUGAAACACACGAGCUGAAUUUCGUCAAACCGAGGGAGCCCUUUCACAUCAAGCAUUCCAGAUACUCUCUAAGAGAUCAGCAUUACCUGAAACUUCCCGUCCAGUUCAAGCCCCGCGCCAGCGGCCGCCACACAGCGGUGCUUCUCAUCCAGUCUCAAACCAGUGGAAGUCUGGUUAUUCAGCUGGCUGGUCAGGCGCUCCCUUGACUUCUCCAGCCUGCAUCUGUCAUCCUCUGUCGCCACGCCCAGCUGGUUCAGGUGCUGCUGUUGAUGCUUCUGCUGCAGAACCCGGACCUGGACCGAGGUUUUUCCUCACGCGCCUCUGGAGAGGCAAGGUGCCUUCAGACGUCCUAUGGAAGCCGGAGGAGUUCAGUCUGACUUGUUCCUAGUUUGCUUCAGUCUCAGUGCUAAUGGACUUCAGGUCACACAGCAGCAUUAGUUCAGCUUCAGCUGUGGAAUCACACUGGAAUGCCGUUGUUUUUCUUGAUUUAGAAAAAUCUGCUUGUUUUUAAAAAAAAAAAAAAAAGUUACCUAAACUGGUUCCUGGUCUGCAAGGUUCUUUAAUCCUCUGUGGUGUCCCCGUUUCCAUGGAGAUGACUCCCCAUCAAGACGAGUCCUCCUGCACAGAAGCUUUUGCUGGCACCAUCUGUUAACCCCCCCCCGACCUCCGAUGCUCUGCUUAACCGCCCGUUGGGUUUCAUGCAGUCAUCCAGCAUCUGGCAGCAGCAUCAGGAUCCUGAAUGACUGUUACGCAGCUUUCCGCUUUGGUUGCCAUGGUAAAAUGGACUGGUCACUGCUCCAGGAGCGGAGCUUCAUGUAGCAGUUUCCCACUUUGAGGACAAGCAGUCGACGAUGUGCAGGAGUUUGAAACCCUCCUGCAGCGUUUUGUAAAGCUGCACUGAGAGGAGGAAGCAGGAUCCAUCCCAGCUCAGCCUGAACACUGUGUAGGUCUGGUUGUAAAUAUGGAAGCUCUGCUGCUGUGGAAUUAUAAUUCACACUACUAUAUAAACUGUUUAUGUACACUUUAUAAAUAAUGUUUUUAACCCACAUUUACUGGAGAUUUAAUUUAAAGGGAGAUGUGUUCAAAUUUUGACUUAAACCAAUAAAGUUCCAGUUGUUUGUUAGAAA